AUUUGAAUUUAUUUAUUUUUUUGCCCCGUUUUGAGAAAUGUCUAUUUUGACUGUCUCUGUGCGCUGGCUUCUGGUUGGAUACUGUGGACUAACUUUGCUUCAUCUUACAGAUGCUACUACCAAAUCCCUCCAGAUUACCCAGAAGCCCCGGUUUUACGGCUUAACAACUGGAAGGAAAGUGGGCAUUUACUGCCUGUCAUCCAAACAGCACCUGCCCUCCACUGCGAGUUGGUACAAAGCUUCUGAGUUCAACUCAAAGAAGCUCCCGAUCCAACCUGGAGAUAAAAUUAAAGUCUGGAACAGAAACCUGACAAAAAAUGGCAUCCUCGUCCUCCUAGAUCUACGACUUGAAGACCAGGGAGUCUACUUCUGUAAGAUCGACAAGGUGUUUGGACCAGGAACAGAAGUGCAAGUGACCAAACCCGUGAAUAUUGUCAAAGUCUUAUAUCGAAGCGAGAUGAAGGAUGGACUCAUCAUUUUACAAGGUCUGCUGUUGGCUAUGUUCAUCGCUGCCUUUGUGUUUCGGAAAAAGACACUGACUGUCAAGAAAGAGUCCAUCUAUGAAGAGCCAGAAGUGGACCAUAUUUAUGAGGGUUUGGCAAUUGAGACGUGUGAAGGAGACUUGUACGAGGAGAUCUCUGUUUACGCCCAGCCCGAGGGAGCAGAGGCCCCAUGGGAGUAAAACAUAAAAACAACUCCAGUUUUACUCUUGAGUGAUGAACUGAGAAAAAAGACCAGUGACUGAAUAGGUGCAGAUACAGCAAAAGAGUUUAUUAGGGCAUUGUCCAUUCAGCCUCCCGUUCAUUUUACAUGUACAGUGAUUUA
Molecule: messenger RNA, 825 nt
Organism: Periophthalmus magnuspinnatus
Lineage: Eukaryota; Metazoa; Chordata; Actinopteri; Gobiiformes; Gobiidae
Gene: cd79b
Product: CD79b molecule, immunoglobulin-associated beta
Exons: 5
Coding region: 38-682 (214 amino acids)
Biological process (GO): B cell differentiation; B cell receptor signaling pathway
Cellular component (GO): B cell receptor complex; external side of plasma membrane
Source: RefSeq, a predicted model, not a curated record